AUGGGGCGGCCGAAGCAGAAGAAGGCGCAGCUGAAGCGCGCCACGCGGAAACCCAGGCGCGGGGCCCACGAAGGCAAUCCGCCGCUGCCGCUGGGCGGGGAGGACGGCAGCGCGGUGGGGGAUGACGGCGGCGGCAGCAACGCGCUCGUCAUCGCGCCCGCUGCGCCGUGCGCGCGGGGCAGCCGUUACCACGAGCCCUGCGAGCGAGUGGACGGGGUCGAAGCUGAGCUGGCAUCCGGCGCUGACGUGGCUGCUGACGUGGCGCUGGACAACGAUGAGCUGGAGCUGGUGGACGACCGCAAGAAGCGGCGCAACAGCAAGCGCGUGCAGCGCAAGCUGCGCCGCAUCCAGCUUCCCCAUUCCCCUCACUCCUUGUCCCUUGCUUCUCCCGUUUUCCCGUUUCUUGUUCCCCGCUCCCCCCCCUCCCUCCCAUUUCGUCUUCACCGCUUCCUCCUUUCCCCCCAUUCCAACUUCCCCGAGUCAAGUAUGUUCCUCAUCACCGUGCUGCUUCCUCAUCAUCACCAUGCUGCGUUCUGCAGGAUCCUGCCGACGGCGGCGGGCAGGUGCAUGUGUCAUUUGAAUGUACUUGCCACUGCUGCUGCCGCCGCCGCUGGCAGAGCACCCUGGGUGAUUGUGCUGCUUGCCUGCCUGUUCGCCCCACUGCCUGUUCGCCCCACUGCCUGUUCGCCCCACUGCCUGUUCGCCCCACUGCCUGUUCGCCCCACUGCCUGUUCGCCCCACUGCCUGUUCGCCCCACUGCCUGCUCGCCCCACUGCCUGUUCGCCCCACUGCCUGCUCGCCCCACUGCCUGUUCGCCCCACUGCCUGCCCGCCCCACUGCCUGUUCGCCCCACUGCCUGUUCGCCCCACUGCCUGUUCGCCCCACUGCCUGUUCCUCUUGGCCCAUUCCCCUUGCCACCCCCCAUCCACCCUUCCCCAUUGCGCCCCCAGGCAGCACGAGGCGUCGGCCACCGCACUGCAUCUCAUGGCACCCAGCAGCACAUUGGGACAGGUGCGGGGAGGGUGGGGGGGCAGGAGAGAUGAGAGGGGGACAGGGAAUGGCAAGUGGAGGGCAGGGGAGGGCAGGGGGAGGGCAAGGGGAGGGCAAGGGGAGGGCAAGGGGAGGGCAAGGGGAGGGCAAGGGGAGGGCAAGGGGAGGGCAAGGGGAGGGCAAGCGGCAGGCAAGGGGAGGGCAAGGGGAGGGCAAGGGGAGGGCAAGGGGAGGGCAAGGGGAGGGCAAGGGGAGGGCAAGGGGAGGGCAAGGGGAGGGCAAGGGGAGGGCAAGGGGAGGGCAAGGGGAGGGCAAUGGGAAGCGGAGAAGUGGGGGAGUGAGGUGAGGCAGUUGAUGGGCGGAAGUGUGAGAGUAGCAGGUUGCACGAAGGUACUUAGUGUGUGCGUGCGUGUGUGCAUGUGCGCCCCCGCCUCCCCCCUUUUCCUGUGCCCUCACCCCCUCUACUCUUCCCUGGCCCCCUCCUCUCCAUCUUUUUUACUGCAUAUCCGCCCUCUCAUACCUGUCCUCUUUACCCGCCUUCCCUUACCCUCCUUCCCUUACCCUCCUUCCCUUACCCUCCUUCCCUUACCCUCCUUCCCCUACCCGCCUUUCCUUACCCUCCUUCCCCUACCCGCCUUUCCUUACCCUCCUUCCCCUACCCGCCUCCCCCCACCCUGCUCCGUCCACCCUUUCCCCACCCUACCUGACCCUGCCCUAACCUCAUCCCCAAGUGGCAGCGCAAGCAGGGCUGACCCCCCGGGAUGGGUGGAUUUGAGAAAUCGUGGAAACCCUUCUUCCAUUCUUUCCUACCCAACCCUCCUUCUCCCUCCCCACAAGCAGAGUGGCAGCAGCAAGCAGAGUGGCAGCAGCAAGCAGAUGGUGCAGCGCGCCAAGCAGAUGGUGCAGCGCGCCAAGCAGAUGGUGCAGCGCGCCAAGCAGAUGGUGCAGCGCGCCAAGCAGAUGGUGCAGCGCGCCAAGCAGAUGGUGCAGCGCGCCAAGCAGAUGGUGCAGCGCGCCAAGCAGAUGGUGCAGCGCGCCAAGGCGUUUGUAGAGGCAGGGCUGACCCCUCCUUUAACCCCCUUCCUCUUCUCCCCCCCUUUUCUGCCUCCCUUACACGCCACUAUUUCCCAGCAGGGUGGCAGCAGCAAGCAGAAGGUUGAGCGCGCCAAGGCGUUUGUAGAGGCAGGGCUGACCCCCCCUGCUGCCCUGCAGGCUCUGCUGCUGCGGGAGAGACGGGCGGGGGGGCGAGGGAGGGAGAGUGAGGAGGAAAGUGAGGAAGGGGAUGAUGAGGAUAGUGCGGAUGAGAGGGUUGAAGGCUUGUUGGCGUGGAAGGAUGAGAGGGGGAGGGCGAGGUGUGGGGGAAACGAGGGGGAAGAGAGUGGGGUGGGCGAGAGGAAAAAAGGGGCAGUAAAGGGAGGAAAGGAGGGGAGGGAAGGAGCAGUGAAGAGAGGAAAGUGUGUGGGGAUGGAGGUGGAGAUGAAAGAGAUGGCUGCAGAGGGCAUGGGAGGUGGGGACGGUGCGGAUAAAGCGAUGGCGACGGAAGUGAAGGGGGACACGAGUAGGGAGAGCAGUGGGGAGGAGGGAAGCAGAGAGGAGGGAAGCAGAGAGGAGGGAGAGGUUAGUGAUAGCGAUGAUGGGGAGGAGGGAGAGGAGGGGAAGCAACAAGGUGAAGAGGUGGGGGACAGGAAAGUAGAGGAGAAUCAGGGGUUGCUGGGCGAACAGGAGGGGCACCGAAUGGAGGAGGUCAGGGAUGACGUCAUCAGCGCAGAGGAAGGAGAGCAGCAGCAGGCAGCAGAGAGCAAAGGAGCAGCAGAGGAGGCGGAGCAGAGAAAGCAGGGAAAAGAAUUGGAAGGCAAGCCAGAGCAGGGAGGGGAGGGUGGUGGUCAAGGGGAGCAGGGAGGGCAGCAGGCGGGGCAGAGGGGAGGGAAGCUGUGGGUGCGGGUGGAGCGGCGGGAGGAGAUAGAGGCACAGCGGGCGGGGCUGCCAGUGGUGGCAAUGGAAGGCGAGGUGAUGGAGGCGGUGGGGGGCAGCAACGCCGUGCUUGUGUGCGGCGAGACAGGGUCGGGGAAGACCACGCAAGUGCCACAGGUGAGUGCGGGUGUGUGGGGUGGGGAAGGGGAAAUGCGUGGGUGGGGGGAGGAAGGGGAGGGUACAUGCGGGCCUGCCCUGCCAUCUCCGUGUGCAGUGGGAUGGGGUCGGGCAGAACGACCCAAGUGCCGCAGGUGUGUGGCGGAGGGGCGUGUGGGUGACAAGGUACGGCCCGUUCUUCCCGAAGAGAGCCGGUGGGAACGGCAGUUUCUCUAUGAAGCAGGGUACGGCUCGUCCCUCCCGGGCGGCACAACCGGCAUGAUUGCCGUCACUCAAGCAAGGAGAUUUCUGUACGAGGCGGGGUACGGCUCGUCCCUCCCGGGAGGCACACCCGGCAUGAUCGCCGUGACUCAGCCGAGGAGGGUGGCAGUGCUAGCAACGGCCAAGCGCAUAGCGGAUGAGAUGGGAGUCACCGUGGGCAGGGAGGUGGGCUACCAGGUGCGGUACGACCGCCAUGUGGCGGGCGGCACGGCCAUUAAGAUCAUGACAGAUGGCAUCCUGCUGCGCGAGGUGCAAGCGGACCUGCUGUUGCGGCAGUACAGCGCGGUGGUGCUGGACGAGGCGCAUGAGCGGAGCGUCAACACCGACAUCCUCGUCGGGCUGCUCUCGCGCAUCGUGCCCCUCCGCCAGGCACGUUGGGGGCAAAGGGGAGGGGGGUAG
Closterium sp. NIES-65 is the source of this 3738-nucleotide messenger RNA. The record is from the annotation of a GenBank genome assembly. Lineage: Eukaryota; Viridiplantae; Streptophyta; Zygnematophyceae; Desmidiales; Closteriaceae.